Messenger RNA from Chara braunii, 2859 nucleotides. Lineage: Eukaryota; Viridiplantae; Streptophyta; Charophyceae; Charales; Characeae. The record is from the annotation of a GenBank genome assembly.
GCAGGAUGUCCCGACUCCGCAACCAUCUGUGUCCGCGAAGGAGAAACUCAUUACUUACCAAAGACGUCCGAGCGAUGGGUCAUCGGGAAACGUUCCGAAGAAGAAGGUGCUCGACAAACCACCUUCUAGUCUUCCGGGAAGCUCGCGUGCCGGUAGAAGCUCGCGCUCGCGGGACACCUCCCAACGUCGAAUGGACGAGGAGCCAAGCGAGAAGACGCAGGACAAUGAACGGAUUCGCCGAUUGCAAUCCCAGUCACUAGCCACGCGAAGGUUCACCCAGGGCGAAGGCUCUUGCGAUGUGAAUGCAGAGCGGGAGGAUAGUAGAGGUGACGAAGCCCGGGCAAGGGGCGAUGGAGAAGACGAUGAGAAUGAAGGAGAAUGUGGUGGUGGGCAGGACCACAUGGAUUGCGAAAAGGCAGCGGCAAGCGGUGGGGUGCUCGGUGGUAAUGUGGGUGGUUCGGAGAUGGAAGACCAGGAGAUGGAAGACGAGGAAAUGGAAGACGAGGAAAUGGAAGACGAGGAAAUGAAAGAUGAAGGACAGGAUGUCGAUGUUUCCGCGGAGCUUACUUCGAAGGGGGGGGGAAAACGCACAGCGGAAUCGUCGCCGAAGCGAGCCGCGCCUAAAAAGCAGGCUCGAAGAAAAGUUGUGCAGGAUGCUCGGCUCGCCUUGGAUGCAGCUGCUGGUACGCCUGGUGAAGCCGGUGUGGAAUCCAAAUCCAAAGCUCGGGUUUGCAAAAUGUCGCAACCCAGGAAGCCUGUGCGGCCGUCGAGGCACCCGGAAUCGGAUGACUCGAGCGACGACGCUGAAGGGGUGGCCCCUCGUUUGCUCUCCAUCCCUGACGACGACGAACCGGAGACGAAGAAACCCAAAGCGGUGAACAUGACGCCAUGCUUCUUCCUCGAGUACGACGAGGACGACAAAAAGAGAAAGGACCCGCCUAGGGUGGUCAUUGACGUCAUGCAGAUUCUUCCGAUUCCGGUGGGAGAGAUCACCUUCAACCAGCGAGCACUGAACCCGGCCAUCGUCGCAGGCAUCGAAGCGGCAAUCGAAGCAUCAACUCGCCCACAGUCCGUGGAUGAUCUGGCUCCGUGGGAUCCACCGGAGUUGGUGUUGGCUCCGAUUAAUCCAUCAAAGGACGCGGACGAACAAGGAACCCGCGUCCUUCCAGAGGAUUUCGACCCCGAACGGCCAGAUGAGUUUUUCUAUUACCCGGUUGCCGGUCAACAUUCUUCCGAAGCUAUGAAAAGAGCGGUGGCGAAGAACUCUGCAGCGGUGGAGGUGUUCGGCUUUCAGAAGUAUGAUCGUGUACGGAUCAUUUAUUUUGACGAUGACCAUACGAACGGGUACCAUUAUGUUUCCACAUAUGACAACACGCGAGGUGACCGUGCUAUGUUGCCAUCGUUCCACCAAGCCUGCGUGGACAUCAGAGGAUUUUGGGACAGCAAGAAACGGAUCGGGCCUGUGGGGAACGUGUCCAAAGGGGAUCCCAAAGGCUUGGAGCACCAGAAAACAUGGAGGGAAUUUUUGAGGUCGUGCAUGGGAAAGUCGUGUGAGAAAGCAUUGUGGACGGAGUGUAUCUUUGGGAAGUGGCAGCAGGACUGGACGAACAGAAUGAGGGGGUACAUGAAUGUCGCCACAUGCAAGGACCCGGAAGGCCGGGUGCCGGGCCAAUACACUGAAGAGGUGCAUGGGAAGAAGGAGCUGUUCCAUUGCAUAGCGGCUAAGGACGGGGGACCAAACGCUACCGUGUCCUUCAAAGAUCUCAUUCCAUCAAACUUUAAAUGUUUUGGAGAUAUGACGAGGCGAGAGAAGGAAAUUGCAUUGCGGUUGAUGAUAGAUAAGAAGGUCAUCGCCACUACCCGACUGGUUCCUCCAGGGAAGUUGAACAUGAGCAACCUCCUUGACAUCAUGCAGCGGGAAAGAUACAUGAUGCGUCUGUUCAACUACAUCGUCUUCAAAUCGAAAAACGAGGAGGGGAAAGAAUGGAAGGACGGGAACUUCAUCGACUACGAAAGGUUGGAGAAAAGGUUCGGUGUGAAGGCAGCCGAAUGGGAUGAGGAGAGGGAUAGAAUCCCUUUGGAAUAUGUCAGGAGGGUUCCUAAAAUACUCGGCGGAGAGCAAGAGGAAAAAGGCCUGAAAGGAGUUGGCCUGAAGGCCACCGCGGCGUUGUAUAGGGACGCACCUUUCCACUUCAAGUACUUCGUGUACCAUGCGAUUGGGAGAGUGGACUUGCUGAAAGCAGAGUUGCGGCGGUUGAAGAACGCUGCCCUUAAUCUUAGCUGGGAGAAGAAACAGCGACGGUCGACAUUGCUACCGGUCAACAUGCAACCGAAGGAGUUGCUGCCUGCAGGCGACGAAAUUGUGACUGCGGCCACGAACUUGAAUUGCAAGGCGGCUAUCCUGGAUCUCGCCAACCCGAAGGACUGCCUUGUAUGGACGCCAGCCGAUUUCGAUGCUCUGCGCAAAAUGACGACGAAAUUGUGCGGUAAUAAUUGGAUUCUGAUUGUAUUUGCUCCGCAAAAACAGCACAAGGCUGUCAUGAAGCAACUUUACAACGGGGACGAUGCAGAGGUGGUACUCGGGACUUGGAAGCAUUAUCUCGCGUUCGGAACGGCUGUCAGCAAGUAUGAAAACUGGCAAGUCGAUUAUAAGGACACGAUGAAGGUCGUCCUACAUGCUGAGGGGGGCGACCUCAGGAAGGUAACGAGGGCUCCUAAAUCAAAGGCAGAGAUAGWGGAGCUGAACGUUGAUGAGGAGCAAUUCAAGAGACGCACAGCAAAGCACGGUGGCGAGGAAGGAAACGAAUGAGAGGUGUAUGGGCGGUGGGAACGACAUUCUAAACGGUUGCAGAAGUUGUG